GGGACCCUGCCGUUUCAGCAGCUGGGGGUAUCUGCAGCAACCGCAGACUUGGCCUCCCGAUUGAUUCCGUGUCAGUGCAGCGGAAUCCGUUCCAAGAUCUCCAGAUCCCCAGCUUGAACAAAUAAUAAAAAAAACACCGGAACCAGGGCCAGGCGGAGAACCUGCACUUCGGAACAUCGGGGAAAGUAUUAACUGUGACACAUCUUCCCGUUUCCACCCCCCCCCCCCCACCUCUCCCUUUCGACAAAAAGAAAAAUACAACAGUUGAAGGGUCUAGGCCCGAAACGUCAGCUUUCCUGCUCCUCGGCCUGCUGUGUUCAUCCAGCUCUACACCUUGUUGUCACAGUUGAAGGAGAAAUGGGUUCUCCCGACCUCCUGCAGUAUUUGCGCUAAAACUAAACAGCACGAGUUGUGCCGGGAGAAGGGGUUAAUAAUGUCGGUGUAUUUAUUCCAGACGCCUCUCUUCUCGCUCUUCGUUUUAAACCAGUAACUGAUUUAGCCCCCACCCCCUUCACCAACCUCAUUUUGUGUGGAGUAGGAGGAGGAGGUGGCGGCGGUUGGUGGCGGCGGCCUGCGUUGCCAUGGUGAGGGCCCAGGGUGUGUGCGCGCGGGCCGUGUACGGCUGGGCUCGUGGGGCGGCUCAGUGCAGUGCCAGGCUGGUGCUGGGCAUCGAUACCAGCUGUGAUGACACCGGAGCAGCUGUGGUGGACGAAACGGGGAACAUCUUGGGGGAAGCCCUGCAUUCUCAGAAAGGCACUCAUCUCAAGGCAGGUGGUAUAAUUCCAACCGUCGCUCAAAAGCUACACAAAGAGCACAUUGAAAAUGUGGUCCAAGAAGCAAUAGAUAAGAGUGGUGUCUCUCCUACUGAAUUGACAGCAAUAGCAACUACCAUAAAACCAGGACUUGCAUUAAGCUUGAAAGUGGGCCUAGAGUACAGCAUAAAACUAAUAGAACAAUAUAAGAAACCUUUUAUUCCUAUUCAUCACAUGGAGGCGCAUGCACUAACUGUUAGAAUGCUGCACAUGGUGGAAUUUCCCUUCCUGGUCCUUUUGGUUUCUGGUGGACACAGUUUGCUGGCCGUUGCCCGUGGAGUUUCUGACUUCCUUCUUCUUGGACAAACUUUGGAUGAAGCACCAGGAGACACGUUAGACAAGGUUGCACGAAGAUUGUCCCUCAAAAAUCACCCAGCAUGUCAUACAAUGAGUGGAGGUGAAGCCAUUGAAUAUUUAGCUAAAAUGGGAAACCGGAUGCAGUUUGAAUUAACGCAGCCUAUGAGCCAGCACCUGGACUGUGAUUUUUCCUUUGCUGGUCUCCGCAAUCAAGUCAAUCAAAUAAUUAUCAAAAAGGAAAGGGAAGAAGGUUUCCAGAUGGGUCAGAUAUUGCCCUGUGUAAAUGACAUUGCUGCUGCGGUGCAACAUACAGUGACAGCUCACCUAGCAAAACGUACACAUCGAGCUAUUCUCUUCUGUAAAAAGGAAGGUCUGUUGCCUCAAUCAAAUCCAGCCUUGGUAGUUUCAGGAGGGGUGGCCAGUAAUGAAUACAUCAGAAAAGCACUUUCAAUAGUAACUGAAGCAAAUGGAUUCUCACUGUAUUGCCCGCCUCCGAAACUUUGCACAGACAAUGGCAUCAUGAUUGCAUGGAAUGGUAUUGAGAGACUUCGAGCAGGAAUUGAUGUUAUACAUAAUCCAAAAGGAAUUCGCUAUGAGCCCAAAGCCCCUCUUGGAAUUGAUUUUUCUGAACGAGUCAAGAUAGCAGCCCUCAAAGUUCCAUAUCUGAAGCUAAAGACGUGAUUAAUGCUUCUUCGUUGUUCAUCAUUUUAGGAAAUUGCACUGUGUUUGGUUUUAAAUUAAAUUCAUGCAUAUUGUAUUGUACUACUUGCAAAUUUAAGAAGAGGUAUUGGUCAUUUGCCCACUCAAGUCUCCUCUGCCAUUUAAUAAAAUCCUGGGUAAUCUGAUUGUAAACUAUAGUUGCAUGUUUGAAAUAUCAGUAAUUUAAUGGUGACAUUCAACAAUUGAGUGAAAAUUGUAUAUAAAGUCACUAAAUUAGGUUGAUGGCUUAAUCUUGCUCAUAUAUUCUAUAUUUAACAGGGUAGGAGCAUGGCAGCUCAACUCUUGAUUGUUUUUAUAUUAAGCUCAACAACAAACUACAGAACGUAAUAUGGUGAAUGCCUAAAAGUUGGCCUUCAGUCUGUUUUGUUAGGUGACAGCUAAAGCAGAGAAAACGGAGACAAAACCUGUGAUGCUUCCUCUGUCAGUGCUUUGUGGAAAAGCAAAAACAUCCAUAAUUAGCAAUUUUUGAGAUAAAUCAAUUAAACUCAGUUAUUUUUGAGUUCUUUA
This is a messenger RNA of Rhincodon typus (whale shark), 2336 nucleotides long. RefSeq names its product O-sialoglycoprotein endopeptidase-like 1 (gene osgepl1). Gene Ontology annotation, biological process: tRNA threonylcarbamoyladenosine modification. NCBI's taxonomy places the organism in Eukaryota, Metazoa, Chordata, Chondrichthyes, Orectolobiformes, Rhincodontidae. The coding region runs from base 582 to 1790 and encodes 402 amino acids. Gene Ontology annotation, cellular component: mitochondrion. The transcript has 7 exons. The record is from RefSeq and is a predicted model, not a curated record.